UAAUCAUAGCUGUAAUUACUUAAAAACGAGAGACACAACUCACAAGGUUAAGGAUUAUAGUGCUAAACACAGCAAAAAAAAAAAAUAAAAAUGGAUGAGCAAGAAUUCCGACGCCUUCUCGAUCUCUUCCCUGUUGUUCGACCUCGUGACUACCACGCUGAGUUAGAUUCAUCGAGACAAUCAACUUCUUGUUCAGCAUCAAAUAAGGCGCUUGAGGAUUGGCAAGAUGCAUGGAAUGAUGGUGAAAGAAAGGAAAUGGAGAAUCAAGAAAUUGAUCUUCAUGAUAAAUUCUGGCAGAAGCUAAAGCUGGCAGCUGAGAGGAAGGUGGGUGCCGCAGAGGCAGACAAAUUUUGCAAAGCUUUCCAACACGUUCACAAUAAACUUGUGUUGGAGGGGUUGAGUUUUGAUGCUGCACAGAAGUUCCUAAACUCACGAAACUGCUGAGGAAGAGUCCAUGUGUGGCUACUACCUGUUGUAUACUUUAUUUUUAGGUUUUUCAUUUUUUAUUUUUAUCUUGUUCAUGGAGUCGUUGAAGAAUCUAUUUUGGGAGAAGCUUAUGAUCAAAAUCAUUAUUGUUGUCCUGUUAAAUGUGUUGAUAAAAUUUGACUCAUUCCCAA
Molecule: messenger RNA, 617 nt
Organism: Theobroma umbraticum
Lineage: Eukaryota; Viridiplantae; Streptophyta; Magnoliopsida; Malvales; Malvaceae
Product: octanoyltransferase
Source: RefSeq, a predicted model, not a curated record